Messenger RNA from Antechinus flavipes (yellow-footed antechinus), 5768 nucleotides. RefSeq names its product protein O-mannosyltransferase 2 (gene POMT2). Lineage: Eukaryota; Metazoa; Chordata; Mammalia; Dasyuromorphia; Dasyuridae. Gene Ontology annotation, biological process: protein O-linked glycosylation via mannose; phosphoenolpyruvate-dependent sugar phosphotransferase system. The record is from RefSeq and is a predicted model, not a curated record. Gene Ontology annotation, molecular function: dolichyl-phosphate-mannose-protein mannosyltransferase activity. Gene Ontology annotation, cellular component: membrane; endoplasmic reticulum. The coding region runs from base 237 to 2501 and encodes 754 amino acids. The transcript is spliced from 21 exons.
CUCCUUCCUAAUAUGACAGAACAUAAAACUACCUUUCCCAUAGUGUCCCGUGCCUUACUCAAGACUUCCGGGGUGCCUGCUAAGAACUACUAUUCCCACAAUGCCCCACGCUUUCGACUUUGAUUGGGCCAGGGGGAGGAGCUAGCAAAAGGAGAACUACAUUUCCCAAGCUGCCUCGUGCUGAGGCGGGAGAAGAGAGAGGGGCUCUCUUUGGGCCUGGACAGAACCGAGGAAAUAUGAGUCCGGCGGCGGUGGGAGUAGGCCCGGCUGAGUCCGGGCUUCGCCUCCGUCGGGGCCGAGGCAGGAUGAAGGCUCCCGGGACUGCAGUGUCAGGGCCGGAGCUUGCUGCCGGGGAUGGCGGCCUAUGCCCUAAGCUGACUCCACAAUCGAAACCAAAGAUUCCCGAGCAGGUCAUGGGGUGGGUCCUGCUGGCCGCAGUCACCACGCUGGCCUUCGCCACUCGCUUCCACCGGUUGCACGAGCCGGCGCACGUCUGUUGGGAUGAAACUCAUUUUGGAAAAAUGGGAAGUUACUAUAUCAAUCGUACCUUUUUCUUUGAUAUUCACCCACCUCUGGGAAAGAUGCUCAUAGGACUUGCUGGUUACCUGAGUGGUUAUGAUGGCACCUUUCCUUUCCAGAAGCCUGGGGACAAAUACAAACAUCAUAAUUAUAUUGGGAUGAGAGGGUUGUGUGCUUUCCUGGGCUCCUGGUUGAUUCCCUUUGCCUACCUCACUGUGCUAGAGCUAUCUAAGUCCCGGCCAGCAGCCUUGCUAACUGCUGCCUUGUUUACCUUUGAUACGGGAUGCCUUACUUUGUCACAGUACAUACUUCUGGAUCCCAUCCUCAUGUUCUUUAUCAUGGCUGCAAUGCUGAGCAUGGUUAAGUAUAACUCCUGUGCAGAUAGGCCCUUCUCUGUCUCUUGGUGGUUCUGGCUCAGUUUGACAGGAAUCAGUCUUGCUGGUGCUUUAGGGGUCAAAUUUGUUGGCCUCUUUAUUGUCCUCCAUGUAGGAUUGAAUACAGUUUCAGACCUUUGGCAGCUGCUGGGAGACCUUAAUCUUACAAUGGUAACACUGGGAAAACAUUUGGCAGCUCGGAUCUUGUGCCUCAUUGUGUUUCCUCUUAUUCUCUAUACUGCCAUAUUUGCAGUUCACUUCCUUGUAUUGAAUAAAAGUGGCCCUGGUGAUGGCUUUUUUAGUUCUGCCUUCCAGUCUCGGCUGUUAGGGAACAACCUUCACAAUGCUUCCAUUCCAGAACAUCUGGCAUAUGGAUCUGUGAUUACAGUGAAGAAUCUCCGAAUGGCCAGUGGAUACCUCCAUUCACAUUGUCACCUUUAUCCAGAAGGAGUUGGUGCACGUCAGCAGCAGGUAACUGCCUAUCAGCACAAGGAUUAUAACAACUUGUGGAUUGUGAAGAAACAUGAUGUCAAUACAGAUCCUCUGGAUCCUUCUUUCCCAGUGGAGUUUGUGAAACAUGGAGAUAUCAUUCGGCUGGAACAUAAAGAGACUUCUCGAAACCUACAUAGUCAUCAGCAUGAGGCCCCAAUGACCCGGAAACAUUAUCAGGUCACUGGCUAUGGUGUAAACGGGACAGGGGAUUCAAAUGAUUUCUGGAGGAUUGAGGUGAUGAAUAGGAAAUCUGAGAAUCGGAUCAAGGUCCUGAGGAGUCAGAUUCGACUCAUUCAUCUGGCCACGGGCUGUGUCCUGGGUUCCUCAGGGAAGACAUUACCUAAAUGGGGCUGGGAACAGCUGGAAGUGACCUGCACUCCAUACUUGAAGGAGACUCCUAAUUCUGUCUGGAAUGUGGAGGACCAUAUCAAUCCCAAAUUGCCAAACAUCAACUUGGAUGUCCUGAAGCCCAGUUUUGUGGAGAUCCUACUGGAGUCCCACAUGGUUAUGAUCCGGGGGAAUAGUGGUCUCAAACCCAAGGAAAAUGAAGUCACUUCAAAGCCUUGGCAUUGGCCUAUCAACUAUCAGGGCCUACGUUUCUCAGGAGUCAAUGAGACUGACUUUCGGGUCUAUUUGCUUGGAAAUCCAAUCAUCUGGUGGUUGAAUCUGGGGAGCAUUGGCCUUUACCUUCUCCUGGGAAGCCUCACUACUGUGUCUAUGCAAAGAGGAAUUCAACUCACGGCAGAAGUGAAAGGUCUCUGCCAGGUCCUGCUGCGUGGAGGAGGUCAGGUCUUGCUGGGCUGGCUACUCCAUUAUUUCCCUUUCUUCAUGAUGGGCCGGGUACUUUAUUUUCAUCACUAUUUUCCAGCCAUGCUAUUCUCCAGCAUGUUAACAGGGAUUCUGUGGGACACAAUCCUCAGGUUCUUUGCCUGCUAUGUGUCACCUUUUCCUCUGGCUAACUGGGUGCAUAUAUUUGGGAUCUCUCUUCUGAUUCUGGGAAUUGCCUAUAGCUUCUACCUCUUCCAUCCUCUGUCUUAUGGAAUGGUUGGUCCCCUGGCUCAGGACCCUCAAAGUCCAAUGGCAGGACUAAAGUGGUUAGAAACAUGGGAGUUUUAGAGCCAGAGAAUGCCAGCCCCAAAGGAUCCAGGAACUGUGUGCAGGGAUGAUCAAAUGGAACUACUUCUUUCUUGUGGGACAGCAGCUAUGGAAGCAGCUACUUCAGAAGAUCCCAAAAAGAUUACUGCAGAUAUCCAGGAGGAAGCUACCCAAAAAGAUGAGCCCUUGGAAUAAUUUCAGCCUUUUGGCCUUUUGGUUUUUCAGCCUUUUUGGUUUGGGUCAGAGGCUCCAUUUUCAAUUUCAGUAGCUUUUGCCAUCAGCACUUUUUGGUUGGAGAUACUUAAGCAAUAUAUCAGAUCUCCUUUUAGCCCCAUUUGUCUGGGAUUUGUGCUACAAGGGAACAAAGAGUGAGGACAAAAGAAAAGUAGGGGUAGAUGCUCGUGUGCGUGUGUGUGUAUGUGUGUAUGUACCACAUAUAUAUAUUUUAGGGGAGCAGAUGUGAUGCAUUUGUCUUUAUACUAUGGACCCAGCCUAGGUGAUUGGACAGUUCAAUGUCGUAAACAUUUAGGAACAAAAAUAGUUCAGUUAGUUGCCUAUUCUCAUUUUUUUCCCCACACUGGAUUUUUUUUUUCCCUAUUGGAAAAAAAGAUGAUUCUGGGUAUGAUCUAUUACUGGAACCUAGGCAGUUCUUAAAAAGGUUGCCAACCAGAGAAAGAGUUUCUGUGAUUCAACAUCUCUGCCCCAACUUUUGGCAUGGCUCAGACAGAAAAGAUGGGGAUUGUCAAAGUUGUAUUAACCUUGUUCCCACAAACCAGUUAAGAAACAAGAAUCCCUAGAUCUCUUCCUCCAUCCUAGUUGCACUGCUAUCAAUCCUAACUGGAAUCGGUCUUCCAUUUGGAAAGUCUUCAGUGGCAGCUGGGUCCUUGAUUUCUUGUCUGGAAAAGUGACAUGAGCUCAGUGGGCCUGGGGAAUGAGGGGGCUGUAUGCUUGCUCUCUGCUAUUUUAGCCCCUGAUCUCUGGCCCUUUGAGACUCUCAAGCAUUUCCAGAUCAGCAAGAGAUGCCGAGUCCUGUCUUUGCACGUCGCCCCAAGGUCCUUUUGGCUGAAGGCCACUUCCAUCUGCCCAUCCUUUCCCCACUACAGAAUGUCUGGCAAAUGGAAGGCAAGGAUAGAAGUCAUACUCUUCUCACAGUUGAGUCAAUCUCCUUCUUGUUAACUGUGUAGUCAGGAGAGGUGGGAGGGAGAACUUUAUUUGAAAUCUGAACCAGAGAAACCUUGGACAUACUCCAGCCGAGUAUAUGGGGAGUAAGUGGAGUGCUGGGUCCGUGUUCCCAUCACCUGCUGCUUUUUCCUUGUCUUGGCAUCUUCAUAGUAUUUUUCCACACAGAACCUGGAUGCUUUCUUUCUGUCACUAUUUUCCAUUCCCCAAAAAGCCGAGAGUACUUCUAUCUUUUGUGAUCCAGAAGGCGGUUUUCCCCCAGAGAUCUGUGACACUUUUCUUUGUCCCUGACUUGAUGAUCCAGAGCAAACUGUGUGGUUCUCCUCCUCCUCGUCCCCCUGCUUGCCCUGCCACUGCCUGGUUUUCCCCAGUGAGAGAGAACAGAACAAGCCCUGGGCUAAUACCAAUCCAAACCAGUCCCCAGGAUCUCUGUCUAUUAGAUUCUGCUCUUCCCAAGCAUUACUCAAUAUGCCUCCCUUUAAUUUUGGGCACAGUUUAAUGCCUCCAUGUUUAAACAUGAGCCUCUGCCACACUCCAUUGCUGCCUCCCCCCCUCUCCCCAGGCAAUUCCACUGACUGAUGGGGUCAUGGGCUCUUUGGAACAUCAUUGGGAGUAGGUUGCCAUGGAAAUAGAAAUAGGUCCUAGGGACUGGCUGAACGGCCUGGGGGACGGAGGGGGGUGAGGGUGGGCCAUGCAGGGCCUCUUGGUGGUUCAGCCUGACUGUCAUUAAUGCUAAUAGAGGAAAUGCAGCAAUGUCAAAAUCGAGGCAGGUUGGCUAAUUAGAUCUGGUGCCUGAUAACCUCUCCCUCUGAGUGGCUUCGGCUCGCCAUACUUCCCCCAGCAGGAAGCGCUGCGUGUGUGCCCUGAGCCUGGGCUGCUUUCUUAAUUGCAUUUGUUGAAGGGAAGGAGAAGAGAGAUGGAGAGACUCAGCGUACCACCACCCCAGGAAAGCCUGAUUUCUUGUGAGCCUUGUAACGGUAUCCACUGUGCCUCUUAUUUGGAGGCAGAGAGAGGGAGGGGUCCUCUAGUCCUUGGGUUCAUGAAAAAGGAUGUUACUGGCCAAUAAGAAGGUAUUCACCGACCUGACAGCUCUGUAGUCUAGAAGGGCUUGGGGGAUAAGGUCUCACUUGGCAUGAAGCAGUCAUUUCUAAUUUGAAAAUAAAUGAACAGACUAGAAAUAGUCUGAACAAUAUGCUUUGCUUCUCUUUUCUGCUCCUGAUUUUCCAUGGAUUUCAGUGAGUUUUAUACUCCUAAUAGGACUUGGGCCUCUUUGGAAAUGAUAGCUGCAUCUGAUUGAAAGUAGAAUACUUUUCUUUUCUCUUACCCACUUCUUGUCUUUUCAAGUGUGCAUAAUAAAGUACUGGCCCAACAUAAGUUUCUCAAUAUUUGAGAAGAACAGCAGGGGCAUUGAUAAACCCAGAGUGUCCAGAUAUGUGUUAUAUCCACAUUAAUAGGAUAAUGACUGAGUUGCUGUGUGCUCCAUAGAUUCAGAGUCUCUUUUAAAAACUGAUUCACUCCAAGCCCCAGGUUUGUUUCUUAAGGUUUUGUUUCCAUUCUCAAUUUCUCAGAAUGUUUUGUUCCUAGGAGUGUUCAGUGUGAAAACAUAAGUAUAAUUACAUGUGAUCUGUAUCUAUGAGUGAUCAUGGAGAGAGCAUUUUGUUUGUCUUUUCUUUCCUAUUUAUUGCUACUGAGAAGAAAACAUGCCUCUGCCACAAAUCUUGCUUUCCAAAGGCAAGAAUUGCAAAGUUCCUACUCAUCUUCUUCAUUCUCUAGAUUCCUGUGAGAAGACAUAGCCUUGAGGAAUAAAGUCUUGCUACUUGGGUUGGACUUGAAAGUGUCUGUCUCUCUGUAUUUGAAUCUGGAACAGUUUACCUAAUUUUUCUUUUUAAGAUAAUAGCAACAAAUAUCUAUUCUCCUUAAAUUUGAGGGGAACUAGGGAGUUGGCUCCCUUUCAGUCAAACUCUUGAGAAUUUCCUUAGGUUUGAUAACAUAUUUUGUAAAAAGGCUUCUAAGAAAGCACCAGUGGCUAAUUUGGCCAUUUAAUUUUGUAAUAAACAAAAAUUUGGUCAUUUGAUUUUAUAAAUAAAAACAAAACUGUUUUGAAUACUA